CUCUUAGAAAGAGGAGAGGAAACUACAACAAAAAGGCAAGGAGAUUUUUAAUCAAAACCCCCCCCAAAGAGGACGCUUUUUAAACUGAUAUCAAUUCUGAUCAAUUCAAACUUUAAAAGCUGCUUUUUUUCCCCCCUUUGCAAUCAAUUCUUUUCACACUUACUGUGCUGCUGCUGCAAGUUCAGCUGCUGUGUGGAGAUACUUCUGAUGCCCUCUUGCAUCUGAGAACUCUUCCUUCUCUGAGAACUGCAGACCAAAUACACAAAAGCCAUAAGUGUGCGCUUCGUUUGACUUGAUUCCAGCAUCGGGAGCAGCCAUUCCAAAGUGAAUCUCUGUUGAGCAGGGACAGAGAGGGGGGAGCUCUCUUUUAUGCACUUUGCACCAAAGGACUGGUUGGCUUAUUUUUGGGAGGUGAAGAACGGGGUGACCUGAAGAGGAAGCAUCCGGGAUCAGAGCGCUCCCAGAAAAAGCUCCGGGAAGACGAGGAGGGGAGUGCUAUAAACUGGGAAAGAGCAUCCUCCCAGCCAAGAAACCAGUGCACCAAUAAGUCUACAACAACCGGUUCUUUUUUUAAAUGUGUUUUACUAAAUAGAAAGCUCAGCUGUAAGAUUAAAACUCCCCACACUGUAGGGAUACUGCACACUCACAUCCGGGACGCACCAGCACACCGCUGCAGAAUGGAUCUCCCUCCAAUCAGAGACAUGUCUGAUGUCCCGUGAGAUUUGGGAGCCCUUCGCCCCGGCUUCCGGUCCUGGUGCCACACAGCUGGCUCACCAGGAUGGAACACACUCAUUCCCUGAGAAAUGAGCUGGACUCAGUGCUCUCGCUUGAGCAGAUUCGUGCCAUCCGGGCCAACAAUGACUAUGUGGAGAGACCGGUGGCGCUGGAGCCGGCAUCGCAGUCUGGAUUCUAUUAUGCCCAGGAGAACCGUAUAGUAUACAGCCAUCACCCCCAGUCUUCUUCUUUCUCCUCCGCUCUGUCCCGCAGUCAAAGUCAGCAGCAGCAUGCCCACCUGGCCCACCUGAGCCGCUCCAGCACCGUCAGCUCCUCCUUUUCUCGGACCAGUGCCACAUCCGACCAGCGGCUAUUGGCAGGUUUGACGCCGUCUCACUCUGGCUUUAGCUCAGUGGUGCACUCCCAGCCUAAAGGGGAACUUAAGUCCGACACUUCCUUUGGUAAAGGCCUGACGGAUGACGAUGCUGAACAUUUGUUCAUCUGUGAGCGGUGCGGUCGCUGUAAGUGUCAGGAAUGCUGCAGCCCCCGCCGCCUCCCGUCGUGCUGGGCCUGCGGACAGCGUUGUCUUUGCUCUGCCGAGAGUGCCGUGGAGUAUGGCACAUGCUUGUGUUGUGUCAAAGGUCUGUUUUAUCACUGUUCUGCUCAAGACGACGAGGACAACUGUGCUGACCGGCCAUGCUCCUGCACUUCGGCCCGUGCCUGCACACGUUGGAGCACCAUGACCCUGCUGGCACUCUGUCUGCCCUGCCUCUGCUGCUACCCGCCUGCCAGGAUGUGUCUUGCAGUAUGCCAGUGUGCCCAUGACCGAGCGACUCGGCCUGGCUGCAGGUGCAGCAACACCAACACAGUGUGCCGUAAGAUUUCUGCUUCCAACCCUAACGCUGGUCAUCCCCCGCUGCGAAGCAAAGACCUGGAAAAGUCACUAUGACACGUUGCGAGUUGAGGGGGAAAAAAGCCAAACCAAAGUUGAGACAUUGCGAUCCACCUGCCUACAAAUACCAACCUAACACACCUACCAUAAAGUGUUGCUCUCCUAAUAUACUCUGAUUUUAGAUCUCCAGCUCAGGGGGGACCAAACAUUUACUGUGCCUGUUCAUGUUGGAGUCUUAAUGCCUGAGAACAAGAGCUCAACUUGAAGAAGGAGAAACCGUCUGCUUAACCUUUAACCAAGACUCUCAGACAGGAACGACUUCUCUUUGCCUUCUGUCGUGUUAUCUCAACAUGAUAAAAUCUAUUUAUUUAUUGUUAAAGCUCCUUCCUCCCCACCCUUUGCAGAGGGUUCGAGCAGACCACAGUCUCUUGGAGCGACUCACCAAGAGAGGAAGGAAAGAGUCCGUGUAUACAGUCUUUGCCUGUUUGGCAAAGACUGUAUACACUGUUUCUGGAGGUCAGAAAUAGAAAUUAAGAGCAAGUACUGAAAUUAACCAUACAAUGAUGUUCUGAGCACUUAUGAGAAUCUACGGGGAGAAAAGGGAGAAUUAAAAAAUGUUUUUGCUACACUGAAUGCUUGACUAGGUCUAAGCAAAGCAAAAAAAAAGGGCAUAAAGUGACUGUACCUACAAUCUGAAACCAAAAACAAUGGAACCAUAGACAGUACGGACAAAGUGGAUCUAAAUGCUACUAAGCUCAUUCCUAAAAGAAAAGCACUGUGAGGUGGAUGAACACUGUUUUCCCACCCAGAACUGAACCGGGGAUUAUUAAACCAGAGAGGACGCAUCCAUUUUGUCAAGGCAGCGCGCGAAUGUGUUUAUGUGUGUCUUCCCUACUGUACAACAUGUGUGCGCGUGUGUGUCGUUUUGUCAGCAGAAGAAGCCUCCCCUUGUCUUUAUUUUUAGCCACGCCGCUUUAGUCAAGCUCCAGGGGUCUGGUCGGAUUUCCUCUUGAAGUCAGUCUGUCGCCAGCCUCACCCUGCUGACCGACCUCCAUCUUCCUUCUCUGCUCCGCAUAAUCCACUCCUCUUUUUCCUAACUAUUUAAUCAACCAACAAUCAGGUAAUACCUUGGUGCACGACAGUUAGAGUCAGCUCUCUGAAUAACCAACAUUACCAUAGGAGGAGCUUGCUUUUAGAUGUGAGUGAAUGAACAUUUUUUUGGUAAAGACGAAGGCUCAACACCAACAGAAGUGGACAGAACUAAGACAAUCCAACUAGAAAGUAGGCAUGACGCAUUUAUAUUGUAUCUCUCCCUCCUGCCUCCUCUGUCUACCCUCUUAAGCUCAGACGGCUAAAAGCCUCUAGUUCCAGGCCCACAGAGAGUUGAUCAAACAGGCAAUUAGCUUCCUGUUAGCUCUUAAUGGGCCAUAGAAGACCGGAGUGUGGGAGGAGGGAGGGAGGAGAGCGGACAGGAUGCAAAGAGUUGUGGUGUUUGGCAGAUGGAGAGAGGGAUGCUAAGAGGGGAAAAAGAGGUGGUUGGUGUUGCAAUGAGGUCAUCCUUUCUUAUUUCAGCACUUCGGGCUUCAAUGCAGGGGAAAUGCAACAGACUUUCUGAAAAAGAGGCAUUCAACAGUCACACUGGUUUGGGUGUGGAUUUGUGUGAAGGUUGGGGCAUGUGCAUAUGUUUUUUUUAAUAUUUGUGUGUGUGUGUGUGUGUGUGUGUGUGUGUGUGUGUGUGUGUGUGUGUGUGUGUGUGUGUGUGUGUGUGUGUGUGUGUGUGUUGGGGGGGGGGUUAAGAAUGAAUGCAUUUUAGCUUGUCUGUGCACGUGUGUAAGCGAAGGCAUGCACACUGACCUGAUGUGUUGAAUAUUACUUUGCUAUAUUUUUAUAUGUCAUUGUGGACCUACCAACUGUAUACCUAUUUUUAUUCAGUAUUAUUUUCUGGCACUGAUGUUGUUUUUCAAUUAGAGUGAGCAAUUUCCUGUUUUACUACACAUGUGAUCUUGUCAGAAACUUUUAGGGCAACUCUCACGAGCGAUCGAGGAUGUGGUUAUUAAUUUCCACAACUGCCUCAGGAAGUAAACUUAUUUCCCAGCUUUGUGCUGCACAGAUUCCUUGUAUGAAAGGCCUGGGAUUUUUAAAAAGUAAACGUUCUCUAAUUUUUUUUAGUUCUGGCUAUGACUCGGCUAAAAUUUGUACAUUAUCCACAAAUGGAUAAAAACGGGCUUCUUUAUGUGACCCAGUGUGUAGACUAAAUACAACAUACAUCAGAAAAGCCUUAUGAAGGUCUGGGUCUCAAAUUGUUAUUACAAUCGGUUAAAAUUAUGCUUUCCGUAUAUUUCCCCAGAGUUGUUCAUCAUUUUGCACAACAGUACCAUUAAACAUGUUUGCUUCCUUA
Molecule: messenger RNA, 4004 nt
Organism: Fundulus heteroclitus (mummichog)
Lineage: Eukaryota; Metazoa; Chordata; Actinopteri; Cyprinodontiformes; Fundulidae
Product: protein sprouty homolog 3
Exons: 2
Coding region: 779-1663 (294 amino acids)
Biological process (GO): negative regulation of fibroblast growth factor receptor signaling pathway; animal organ development; negative regulation of Ras protein signal transduction
Cellular component (GO): cytosol; membrane
Source: RefSeq, a predicted model, not a curated record